AUGGCUUCCAGACCAACAAAACGCUGCUUUGCUACGCUUUCCCCAUACGAAGAGCAAAUUGGAUACUACCGAGCCAUCCGUCAUGGCAAUCAUAUAUUUGUUUCCGGAACCACCUCUGUCGACCCUCUUUCUCCAGCCAACGAACCGAAAAUACUCUUCCCGGGUGACGCCAAACAACAAACCUGCACUGCACUCCAAGAAAGUAUCAACGCGAUCCAAGGCUUAGGGGGUAAGGGUCUGGAAGAUAUAGUUCGUGUCAAAAUGUUUGUCGGUCGUCACGAACAUUGCGCGGCGGUCGGCGAAGGGUUUCGUGAGAUAUUAGGCAAGCAGAACCUAGGAAAAGAGGGUCUUGUAGGGGCAGCCGCGACCAUGAUUGUGGUCAACGGUGGAUUCAUCAACAAGGAUAUGCUUGUCGAGGUGGAAGUAGAUGCUAUAGUUGAGUAG
Messenger RNA from Penicillium canescens, 444 nucleotides. RefSeq names its product YjgH family protein. The record is from RefSeq and is a predicted model, not a curated record. Bases 1 to 444 code for a protein of 147 amino acids. The transcript has a single exon. Lineage: Eukaryota; Fungi; Ascomycota; Eurotiomycetes; Eurotiales; Aspergillaceae.